Tilletiaria anomala UBC 951 is the source of this 903-nucleotide messenger RNA. Its product is annotated as translational machinery component. Gene Ontology annotation, biological process: translation; ribosomal small subunit assembly; maturation of SSU-rRNA from tricistronic rRNA transcript (SSU-rRNA, 5.8S rRNA, LSU-rRNA). The record is from RefSeq and is a predicted model, not a curated record. Bases 106 to 801 code for a protein of 231 amino acids. The transcript has 2 exons. NCBI's taxonomy places the organism in Eukaryota, Fungi, Basidiomycota, Exobasidiomycetes, Georgefischeriales, Tilletiariaceae. Gene Ontology annotation, cellular component: ribosome; mitochondrial small ribosomal subunit. Gene Ontology annotation, molecular function: mRNA 5'-UTR binding; small ribosomal subunit rRNA binding; structural constituent of ribosome.
GCCAGGCCAUGGACGAGUUUCCUCCACGUGCAGAAUCAGAAGAAGGAACUGAGAUUAAUAACUUCUUGUACCAGUGAAGGUGCGCAUUCCAUCCUUCCUGUCAUCAUGCUGCGUAGCAUCUUCCAAUCUUCAUCCUACGCCGUGCGGCCUCGGCUCGGCUUGGAGCGCUGUUCGUGUCAUCGCGAUCUUCCUGCACGCGCUUCAAGCAGCACAAGCAUUGGCGCAAGCACGCCCUCAAGAGUACACAGGAGUCCAUCCGCAAGCAGGCGUGCGGAUGAAUCAUCACCAACCAGCGCAGAAGGGUCAAGCAGUGGCUCAGACGCCUCGCCCGCACCGCGUUCCGAGACUCCGGCUGCCACAUCAUCAGCAUCCGAAUCACGUCUGCCCGGCUUGGGCGGCUUUUUCAACCCUUACCGAGCGCGAGCGAAGUUGCCUGAACACAAGAUCCACGUACACGCAUCGCCUAAUAACACCAUAAUUACCGUCACCACGCCCGAAGGUAACCCGCUCUUCUCGUCCAGCGGCGGGACAGCCGGGUUCCGCAAAGGCGCCAGGAGCGGGUACGAAGCAGGCUACCGCGCCAGCUUCCAGGCGUUCCGCGAGAUCCAGCAGCACCGCGAGCAGUGGAGGGUCAGCGGGAUCGAGGUGCUUUUCAAGGGCUUUGGGCAGGGCAGGGAGGCAUUCUUCCGCGCGCUCAUCGCGGCCGAGGGGUCGAAGACCAGAGAGUUGGUACGAAGAGUGACAGAUGCAACGAGUAUCAAGAUUGGCGGUGUCCGGCCCAAGAAGCGGAGAAUGCUAUGAUGUCGUGGCAGACGGUGUCAACCCCACACGACUGUUGCAAUACAUCGAUGAACAUGACAAUGUCUCAAAAGCUUUGAUACUAGAAUAAUAUGCAUAACGUAC